CCCGGAAGAGCGGACGUCGACGGCGGUGAUGGACAAGCCGGGAAUACGAGGACAAAUGGGAGGUUUUUAAUGACUGCCGUCGCUUUGUCGUUUCCCCCCAACCCACACUGGACGUACAUUGUCACCAAAGAGCAAACGAGCAGCGAAAAAGAGGAAAAACGUCGAGGGUUCUCCCUAGAAUGGUCCAACAGCGGCAAUGUGGAUGGAAAGCUAUGAGAAAUUCUGCGUGCGGAGUGUGGCCACGCUGCAGGAGGAGGGCAAAUUCAAGAAAACGACAUGUGAGCCGACCGUGAAGUACUCAUCUGUCAUCCUCUACUGUGGGAAAGCUGUUCUGUCCCCUCUGUUGAAUGCAGAGCAACGUCAACAAAUGUGCGACCUCAGGCGGAGGGCCGUUCAGCUGGAAACGGAGCGGCGGAACCAGCAGAGGAACAAGCCUUCCGCCCAAGUUCGGGACAUACCAACAAAUUGUACGGUGCAGUCACAAGAACGCACGGGGUCCGGUCCGGUGCCACUGGAUAAUGAAAUAAAAGUCAGCAGCAAACCCACUUGUAAGGCCCCUCAAGCACCAAGCGGCAAAACCGAAACAUCUCCGAGUCCCAAAGCGACGACACUGGGUGGUUACACAUUGAUAACUGACUUGCCUGGACUUCCCGUAGAUUCAAGAUUUGGACUUCAAACUACCGAUCAGCAAACUACUCCUAUCCUUAAUGGUCUUAUCGGUGGGAAUGGGGCAGAGGUUGAGACAGAAGAAAAGAGUGAUGAAGAAGAUAUUAGUAUGGACAGCCUUCUCAAACAAACAAAAGAUGUCAGGAGAGAGUCAAGUAAGGACGGGAUAAAAGUUGUCAUUCCGAAACUUUCCCCAGAGGCCAUCUCAGAAAAAGACAUACCAAGUCCAAAGAGUGGUGUUGAAUUUGGUUUUAGUUUGCAUCGUAGCCCUGUUGGCCCUCCUAAAAUUCCCUUCCCUCAAAAUCUGGAUGCUACCCAACUAAAACAGUCUAUAUCACAUAGCAUUCCUGAUCAGAACAUUCGAUACCAAACCCCAGAGUCUAGAUUAAGUCCCCGGGUUCAGAAACGUAAACCACGGCCGUUUUCCACGGGAAACAUCCACAUUGUGUUCCCCGGAAUACCAGGGGAAGGAGCCGGGCCAUCUGAUUGGGAAGAAGCGCUCUCUGGAGCUGCAAGAUCCCCGGAUCGCUCCAACUCAGUAUCAAGCAACGGUUUAGGUCUUCUUAACAGGCGGGGGAGUCAUCAAUCGGGUCAUUCUGGCAUUAGUCCAAUGCAGGAAACUCAUAGCCCCGUGAGUCCGUCAUUGCCUAGCCCGCUUGGUCAACACGACUGCCUGUCUUCGACGUUCCGCCGGCGCUGCCACACCAUGGACAGUCACUUGCACACUGACCAAUCUGUUAACAUUGACCGCAGUCAAGAAAGGACACCUCGCUUCAUGGCGGGAGUCACCAUGCGACCUUCGAGUUGGCGCAACUCUUCCACUUCCUCGAACAAGAAGUUAGAGAAUCCAUCACCGUAUUUGCAAAGGCCUCACAUUCCAUCUGAAGUUAAUCUCAGAAUGGAACCUGAUGAUCCUCGAGGGUCUCCGAACGAGACGUCAACAGCUUCGCUCAGACAUGUUUUGGAGUUGCAUAGCAAUAACAUAGAGGAGACACAGAGACGAGCGCAGGUUCUGGAGGACAUGCAAAGGCGUCUGCAGGAAGAACACGCUUUGCAAAUGUCGCUGCUCCUUGCCGAGCAGGAGAAAGAGCAACAACGCCUCCUUAUGGAGCUUGAAGAGACCGAAAGAAUACUAAGGGAGCAGGAGAACGCGAAGCUCCAGAACCUGGAUACUUGUCAGUGGAAGCGCAUGCCUGUGAACAAGGGGCUUCCAGUUGUGAGCCCAUCCGCAUCAAAACCAGGACAAAGUUUUCCUAGUCCCGUUAGUCCUAACAUGACCUCACCUUCUGCUCAGUCCCCCAUCUACCUACGAGGGCCCACUUGGGCACCUCCCAAACCUCAAGCAAGGCCCAAUCAGGUUCUGAAAACAGAACAACAGAUGGCGUUGUGUCGAAUCGGCGCGAUUGCUCGUGGCUUCCUCGUGCGCAGACUGCUCAAAACGCACAAGGUUCAACAUCUGCGUCAGACCAUUAUGGACACACAAGAGUUCAUUAGUUCAUUCCAGACUGAAGGACCACAGAAGAAAACCACUUUCUCAGCUCAGGAUCUUUCCCUUCAGGACAGAGUUCGAGCCCAGUUGCGUGCGGCUCUCUACGACAUCUAUGAAAUCUUCUUUGAAAUUCCUCUGGAGGAUCGAUUAGGACUGCUGCAGCAGGAUAGGGAGCUCUGUGCUGAGAAGAGACAACGUGACAUGGAGAAAGCCAAGAAGGAAAAGGAGAGAGUGGUGUCUGCUGCCACACUAAGGUCUUUGGACCGAAAAAAGAGGGAGGGAGAGUCUCCCGGGCAGGCACGAAAGGUGAUGCAGAAGCCAAAAAGUCCCACUCCCAUCAGAGUUCAAAAGUCCAGCCAAGUCCAAAAAUGUGUUCCAAGCCAGCUCAACCGCCAGGGGAGCUGGUACAAAAAGACCCCCGAAGCAAGAGUGAAGCGCACAGACAACUUGAAGAACCUGAAGAAGCAGCACUCUUUAGGCUAACAGGUGGCAAACACAUCACUUGACAUCAUUUUAAAUACAGUAUUAACCACUUAGUAUAUUGAGCACUCAUUAUUAGUAACUCAAAAAUAAGUCAAAAGAACAUGAUGGCUCUCCUGCUGAAUGUUGCGAUCCUAAUUUUUUAAGAGUAAUUCUGUGGUCACUUGAUUUACGAGCUUAAUUAAAACAUAUGCUCGCAACUCAAGGCAACUCUUUUGCUCAUAAGUCCAGAUACCUCUGCAAUGAUUUUAAACACGAUGACAAUUUAUAUAUGAUACAGCACGCUUCUUAAUAAUACUUUGUAUUCAUUUUCAAGUUUUGAAAUUUCAUUUCCGAAUAUUUCACUAAGUGUGCUAUGAAACAAAAGGCUCGAGUGCAUUCAACAGUUAUCACAGUAUAUACAGUAAAUCCUGUUGGAAAUGUGCCUAAAGAUAUAUAAAAUGCCUUUAUCUCAAGUUUGAAUUGUACCUUAAAUAUUUCUAAUAUCAAACUGUGCUUUAAGUAGAUGUGUAAAGUUGACAGCACACAGUGUGAGGUUAAAAAAUGUAUAAAUUGUCAAGCUGUUAAGGGCUUUAAGUGUCUGUUUGUUUCUUUUUGAUAGUAUUGAAUUUACCUUUUGAUUAAUGCAAAUAUUUGUCUUAAGUUAUCACCAAAUGAAACCUGAAUGUAUUUGUUUACAUACUGGCACACCCUCACUUUAUUGCAUCUCUAUUAUUAUUAUUAUUAUAGUAGGGUGCAAUAGUCCUACUUUUUAGUUAUGAAUUAGCAAACAAUUACCACUUUAAUGUAUGACUUUGCUUAUCAAUUUCUCACUUUAUUUUUAUUUAUGAAAUAUAAAUUUUUUUCUCAGGAUUUUGUGACAUUUUUUCUUGCAAAGGUGCAUCUUUAUUCUUGGAAUGUUGAACAUUUUUCCUUUGCUAUGUGGCCUUAAAACCCCUAGACAGAGCAAAUGACAAAAAAAAAAAAAAAAAAUCCAGUAGCCUCAUGAAUAUCCACUUAUUGCAUAUGCUUGAAUUUCGGGAUUAGGAUUUCUGCAUAAAUCGUUGAGAAAUUAAGAAAACGCAUGUGAAGGGAUCAGUUCCUGAUUAUGUUCAUCAAAAAAAUUGAACAUAUCUGACACAAAUAUUCAGUAUAUACAGAGGUGGGUAGAGUAGCCCAAAAAGUUUUUCAAAAUAAUAGUAGUCAAGUAAGAGUAGAGUAGUCAUCCAAAAAAUGUACCAAAUUACAAGUAAAAUAGUAUUUGGUGAAAAAAUACUCAAGUCAUGAGUAACAUUGUGAGUAACUGCUUAUAAUGUUAGAUUUUUUUUAUUUAAAGAGUGUACGACAGGAGAAAAGAAGUCUUAAAUAGAAUUAUUAUGUGAAUUAUAAUCAUAUUUUGAGAUGAUUCGGACUAUGUACAACAAUUUAGCAAAGCGCAGAUGACGAGAAAUUAGUCUUUUAAUCUGCCGGUUAGCCACGCCUACCGUUAUAGGGCUCGAGCGUCCCCAACAGGUGGAUGACGUCAGCUGAAGACUGGGCUCAUCGGUUUUACUAUUCAGCCCAUUGAGGGGGAAUUAUUCAGAACGAGGAAAACGCGACGAAGAGAGCCACAAAAUGUCAUUGUUUCAGUCUCUCUACUCCAAUAUUUUUACAGGAUAUUCUUUUUAUCCAAGUAUUUUUCCAUUAUAGCUAAAUAAAUGGCUUGAGAAGGACCAGUCAGCCCAUCGAGGGGGAAGUAUUCACAACUAGGAAAACGCGACGAAGAGAGCUGCAAAAUGUCAUUGUUUCUGUCUCUUUUACUUUAAUAUUUUUACAGGAUAUUCUUUUUAUCCAAGUAUUUUCCCCAACUGCUAAAUAAAUGGCGUGGUCAUGACAAAUAACAGUCUUGUGCUAAAUGGAAUAUGAAAUCAUAAAAAUGCACUUAUUCAGGACGACAUGGCAAAAUUACUCCAUAAUGGUCAAAACUGUCGACUUCACCUUUACUGUCGCACCUCCCGAACGAUAUUUUAUGACACCUAAAUCGGACAUAUGAGAUUUCCCUUCCCCGGCUUCGGAGAAUGUAAACAAACCAAGAGGCGUGACAGCUAGCCGACAUGCUAACCCGAACCGAGUGAUGUUUCAAAGUCUUCGAAGUGGAAAAUCACACACACACUAGCCCGGAUUAUUUGACAUGACGACUGGGUUGUCAAUGGUCUUCGCGGACUGGCACACCACCCGGCGGAGAGCAAUUUACAGCUCGUUCCCCGGAGGAGGGCGGCUGCAGUUGUUGUGCAGUUGUUGUACAUGCCUAUUAAUGAUCAAACGUAAGUAGUCCUUUAUUUAAAGAAAGUUUGUAGUGUUUACUUUGUAAUCGCUGUAUUCGUAUUUGACAUAAUACAGAACAAGAAGUUUGCUCACUUCCUCGCAAGUCCAAUGGUCCCACAAUAGUAGGGCUUGUUUUGGCCAAUAUCCACUGUGAAUGGGAACCUUUUGAAACUCCGAAAAGGCGCACACGCCUCUCCCUCAUACAGCAAGAUUUUUCUGCAGCCGUUUGGCUGGUGUGAUGCAAAAAAUAAAUGUAUUAAUCCGCAAAAUCGGCUGAAUCCAUAGUCCUCAUACACAACAGUACGACUGGAAAGUGAAGAGGACGCCUUCAACCGUACACGUCACAGCGCCCUCCUCCUCAAUGCAAGACCGAAGGCAGAAGUCACUCAUUUUCAUGGUGCGGGAUUCAAAAUACUAAAUAAAUAUAGCCAUCACUUCCACAUACAUCCAAGCGGUAUCAUUCAGGAGCAUAAAAUACCGCGUGUAUUAUGAAAUAAUCAUGCUUUUUUUGUGUCACAUGCACUUUAAGCAAUGGUAUUUUAAUUUUCUCAGCACAAAGUUAUCUAUAUGAACUGUAAUUUUUAUACUGUACUAUAACCUAUUACAUAUUCGCAUGCAGCCCCCCACCCCCAAAAAAACAUUGAAUUCUGGCGAGAAGAAAAAUCUGAACUGAAGCAUCAUUCCGCCAAGGAGCAUGAGUGCCCUCUAGUGGAGAAAAUACAUUUGAUUUGAAUAGUUAAAUAGUCAAUACAGGUAGUCCCCAGGUUACGACGUACCCCACUUAAGUGAUUUCGAUUUUACGACGCUGGAGUCCCGUUCGCCAUUCAAUCUCCAGUUGUUGGUUUUUUAUUGUUUGUUUUUUUUAGCCGCACAAACAGUACUUCGUUCUUUUUUUUUUUUUUUUUUUUUUUAACGUAUCCUGUUCAGCAGCUUGACACGGAGAAUGGAAAUCUGAGUGUCCGAUUGGUCUGAACAGUUUUAAAGUAUCACAUGUGAGUAUUGCAUACUCCCAUUGUGAGCUGUCAACGUACCUUGUUUAAUAGGAGAAAGCAGUGAACAGGGAUGGGUUAUGGUGGAACAGAAGAAAAGAAGGAGAGAGAGACACAAGAAGCACAAACAACAACAGGAAAUACAUUGAAUGCCUACACUUAGUAUGAAUAUGUUGGUGCUAUCGUUAGCUAAUUGUAUUUGACACCAUGUGGAGGGGUUGAUGACCAUGGAGUAAUUGAUU
This is a messenger RNA of Corythoichthys intestinalis (scribbled pipefish), 6149 nucleotides long. RefSeq names its product centriolar coiled-coil protein of 110 kDa-like. Gene Ontology annotation, molecular function: protein binding. The transcript has 14 exons. Gene Ontology annotation, biological process: centriole replication; regulation of cytokinesis; negative regulation of centriole elongation. Lineage: Eukaryota; Metazoa; Chordata; Actinopteri; Syngnathiformes; Syngnathidae. Gene Ontology annotation, cellular component: centriole. Bases 197 to 2638 code for a protein of 813 amino acids. The record is from RefSeq and is a predicted model, not a curated record.